AGCAUGAAGCGGGACGUGCGCAUCCUGCUGCUUGGCGAGACCCAGGUGGGGAAGACGUCGCUGAUCCUGUCGCUGGUUGGCGAGGAGUUCCCCGAGGAGGUCCCUCCCCGGGCAGAAGAGAUCACCAUUCCCGCGGACGUCACCCCAGAGAAGGUGCCCACCCACAUCGUGGAUUACUCAGAGGCUGAGCAGACAGUCGAGGAGCUUCAGGACGAGAUUCACAAGGCAAACGUGGUGUGCGUGGUGUAUGACGUGUCUGAGGAGGCCACUAUUGAGAAGAUCCGAACCAAAUGGAUCCCGCUGGUGAAUGGGAAUACCAAGAGGGGGGCCAGGGUCCCCAUUAUCCUGGUGGGCAACAAGUCGGACCUGCGGCCGGGGGGCUCCAUGGAGGCUGUGCUGCCCAUCAUGAGCCAGUUCCCUGAGAUCGAGACCUGUGUGGAGUGCUCGGCGAAGAACCUGAAAAACAUCUCAGAGCUGUUCUACUACGCACAGAAGGCCGUGCUACACCCCACGGCCCCCCUCUAUGACCCUGAGGCCAAGCAGCUGAUGCCCGAGUGCACCCAGGCCCUCACACGCAUCUUCAGGCUCUCAGACCAGGACAUGGACCAGGUGCUCAGUGACCAGGAGCUCAACGCUUUCCAGAUGUCCUGCUUCGGGCACCCUCUUGCCCCACAGGCCCUGGAGGACGUGAAGGUGGUGGUGAGCAAGAAUGUGGCAGGAGGCGUGCGAGAUGACCGGCUGACCCUGGACGGCUUCCUUUUCUUGAACACACUCUUCAUCCAGCGAGGCCGCCACGAGACCACGUGGACCAUCCUGAGGCGCUUUGGCUACGGCGACUCGCUUGAGCUGACAGCCAACUACCUCUGCCCACCGCUCCGUGUGCCCCCCGGAUGCAGCACCGAGCUCAACCACCGCGGCUACCAGUUUGUGCAGAGGAUGUUCGAGAAGCAUGACCAGGACCGGGAUGGCGCCCUCUCGCCAGCAGAGCUGCAGAGCCUCUUCAGCGUGUUUCCUGCUGCUCCCUGGGGCCCCCAGCUCCCUCGCACGGUCCGCACCGAGGCCGGUCGGUUGCCCCUGCAUGGGUAUCUCUGCCAGUGGACUCUGGUGACAUACUUGGACGUCCAGCACUGUCUUGAGCACCUUGGCUACCUGGGCUUCCCCACCCUCUGCGAGCAGGAUUCCCAGGCCCACGCCAUCACAGUCACCCGGGAUAAGAGGCUGGACCAGGAGAAGGGACAAACGCAGAGAAACGUUUUCUUGUGCAAGGUGGUAGGGGCCCGUGGAGUGGGCAAGUCCUCCUUCCUGCAAGCUUUCCUUGGCCAUGGCCUGGGGGUGAGUGAUGCUGGGGAGCCUGCCGGGGAGCCCUCUGCCUACACCAUCGACACCGUGCAGGUCAACGGGCAGGAGAAGUACCUGAUCCUGUGUGAGGUGGGUGCAGACAGCCUCCUGACCGCCUCGGCCGACGCCACCUGUGACAUCGCCUGCUUGAUGUUUGACAGCAGCCACCCCAGGUCCUUCUCGCUGUGCGCCAGUGUCUACAAGCGCCACUACAUGGACAGGCAGACCCCCUGCCUCUUCGUCUCCUCCAAGGCUGACUUGCCCGAAGGCGUCUUGCUGCCUGGUCUGUCUCCGACUGAGUUCUGCCGUAGGCACCGGCUGCCCGCCCCGGCCCUGUUCUCUUGUGCUGGCCCAGCCGAGCCCCGCGCGGCCAUCUUCACCCGGCUCGCCACCAUGGCCGCCUUCCCACACCUUGUCCACGGGGAGCUGCAUGCCACCUCCUUCUGGCUCCGGGUGGCGCUGGGGGCCGUCGGGGCUGCCGUCGCUGCCGUUCUCAGCUUCUCACUCUACAGGAUCUUGGUGAAGAGCCGAUGA
This is a messenger RNA of Lipotes vexillifer (Yangtze River dolphin), 1872 nucleotides long. RefSeq names its product ras homolog family member T2 (gene RHOT2). The transcript is spliced from 19 exons. Gene Ontology annotation, cellular component: mitochondrial outer membrane. Gene Ontology annotation, molecular function: GTP binding; calcium ion binding; GTPase activity. The record is from RefSeq and is a predicted model, not a curated record. NCBI's taxonomy places the organism in Eukaryota, Metazoa, Chordata, Mammalia, Artiodactyla, Lipotidae. The coding region runs from base 4 to 1872 and encodes 622 amino acids. Gene Ontology annotation, biological process: mitochondrion organization.